AAGCAUCAACUCAAAUUACUGUAGAUUAUAGAACCUCUUUUAUAUAAUAGCCGUAAUAAGCUGCCGCAUGUCAUAAACGACAGCUAUCUGCCAAUCAAAGCUGUCAAAAUAUAAACAUAAUUAUUUGCAGCUACCAGGAACUUAUUAUUAGUUAUUAUAAAAGUAAUGGAUGAUUCGAAUCCAACAAAGCUUCCUUCUUACAACUGGAUAAAUGACGCAAAAAUUUACAACAAAAAUUACACUUUGAUUCCGUCAGAAUGGAUUACGGCAAACGCAGAUAUAGUUGUCAUCCUUUUCAUCUCCAAGAAUGUAGACAGGGAGGGAAUAGUCCAGAAGUUUUACAACAUCUACGAAAGUGUCAAACACGUGAAUGUGCCUCUAGAAGUAAUACAUGUGCCAUUAGACGAGAAUCAAUCACUUAUGAGGGAAAGCUUCGACCAGCAAGCGAACUGGUUCACACUUCUGCACGAUGAUCCCCUGGUACUCAUCCUGACUUAUUUAUAUGGAGUAUCAUAUAUUCCGUAUUUUGUUGUUAUAAAACCCGACGGGACAAUUGUUUCUAACACUGCUAAUCGCGAUUUGGAGCAGUAUGGUAAAAAUGCAGUCAUAGCUUGGCUAUCUCCGACGGCGUGUGUGAAACAUACUAGAAAACUGGCUGAUGAAGCGCCUAUGUACGGAUCUAAGUGGAGGUAUUUGAUUAAAGAGGAGGACGUAGAAAAGAAAGAAUAUCCGAGGAGGUUUACGUCCGUAGUGUCAAAGAAUAGUACACGGAUAGGAUUGAUGCCAGUGAGGCGCAGCGAGAUGAAAGAGAGUUCGGGGGCCCAGGCUGAGCCCGUCGAGCAACCUUCUUCUGUACCGUGA
Messenger RNA from Cydia amplana, 861 nucleotides. RefSeq lists its product as uncharacterized. The transcript has a single exon. The record is from RefSeq and is a predicted model, not a curated record. Lineage: Eukaryota; Metazoa; Arthropoda; Insecta; Lepidoptera; Tortricidae. The coding region runs from base 166 to 861 and encodes 231 amino acids.